This is a messenger RNA of Coregonus clupeaformis (lake whitefish), 2775 nucleotides long. RefSeq names its product growth/differentiation factor 10-like. Gene Ontology annotation, cellular component: extracellular region. Gene Ontology annotation, biological process: BMP signaling pathway; SMAD protein signal transduction. The transcript is spliced from 3 exons. Gene Ontology annotation, molecular function: cytokine activity; growth factor activity. The record is from RefSeq and is a predicted model, not a curated record. Bases 237 to 1592 code for a protein of 451 amino acids. Lineage: Eukaryota; Metazoa; Chordata; Actinopteri; Salmoniformes; Salmonidae.
UCUCUCUGUUAGUAUUAAACAAGUGUGGAGCUAUAAGCUGUGAAGUGUGCCUGUCAUACGACUUACCUUUUUAAACACUGAACUCUAAUCUACAUAUGAGUAAAAAGAGAACUAAUCAAGCACAUUCUGGAAUUGCACUGCAGAUCAAACUGUGGAGGACUUUUCUCACAUUUUGGCACAUUCAAAUACUAAAGAAAGACCUUACUUGACGGAAUAACUCGUUUUGCAUAGAAAAUAUGGCAAAGAUAUUAUUACAUCUGGUGCAUUUGUUAUUAUUUUGUAAUUCCGGUAUCCGGGAAGUUUUAUCAGUGGAGCCAUCCGACAUCACGCAGCAGGACAGCGAUAUCGAACGGUCUACGGAUCACACUUUCAAGCGCAAGAGCGCACCGCGGGACAUGGUCUCAAUCAAUAUGUUCAAACUCUAUGAAAAGUACAGUAAGGAGCCCCACCGCCAUCGAGACGGAAAUACCGUUAAAAGUUUUAAGGCUAUUCCAGGAGUCUCCACAAACAAUGUGUGGUUCCAUUUCAACCUGUCAACCAUCCAGGAGUCGGAGGUCAUCCUGUCCGCCACAUUCCACUUCCUCGACCAGCGUCCCCGCCACCGGCCCUGGAUCUGCCGGCGCUCCCAAAAUGCUUCCUGUCACAUCCAGCACCUCCAGCAGCUUUCCCCAUCCCAGCUCCUCUUCCGAGGAACGUCCCCGAACUCUGUCUUUGCCUCCACGCUGGGCAACGUCACCCUGCCCCCUCCCAGGAGAGGGUCCUGGCAGACAAGGGAAGUCUCUGCUAUAGUCAAAGAGGCCCACGUCCUGGGAGAGCUCCUCAUCUCUGCAGAGUUUGACUUUGGGGUUAGGGUCCAGAGGAACCAGGAGCGCCUCUCUCCAGCCAGCCUACCAUAUGUCCUGGUGUACGCCAACGACAUGUCCAUAUCUGAGCCCAACAGCGUGGCCAUGACCUUGCAGAGGUAUGGGCCUUUCCCUUCAGGCGAGGAGCCCACCCGGUCACCCAAUGCAUCUCCUCCAGCCUCCAGGCUGAAAAGAGAAGCAGUGUCCCCCCUGGAUCAAAUACAGAACAAUGACCUGCCUGAAGUCCAGUUUCACACCCUGAAGAACCAUGAACUAUGGGAGAGCACUUAUUUUGCUCCCAAGAUUAAGCCCUCAAGGAAAGAUGGGCGAAAGCAGGGCCAGGACAGCAGUGAGGGGUUGAAUAAGCCCCAGGUGCUGAGCUUUGAUGAGAGGACCAUGAAAAAGGCUCGCAGGAGACAGUGGAGUGAGCCCAGGGUCUGCGCCCGACGCUACCUGAGAGUGGACUUUGCAGACAUCGGCUGGAGCGAGUGGGUGUUAGCCCCGAAAGCAUUUGAUUCCUACUACUGUGCAGGAACCUGCGGAUUUCCUAUUCCUAAGGUUGUCCGGCCCUCUAACCAUGCCACCAUCCAGAGUAUUGUGAGGGCGGUGGGAAUCGUUCCCGGCAUUCCGGAGCCCUGCUGUGUUCCGGACAGGAUGAGCUCUCUGAUUGUUCUCUUCCUGGACCCCAGCGGGAACAUGGUGCUGAAGGUUUACCCCAACAUGUCUGUGGAGACCUGCGCCUGCCGGUAGAACCACUCGGAAAGAGCCUCAAUGCAUAAUGCAUAAGACAGAGUACAAUGAAUCAGACAGAGUGGAGCAGGAGAGACAUUCAGUCAAUACAGUAAAAAAGAAAGACAUCUUUGGAUGAGACUACAAUGGAUGAACUCACCAUGGAAGGAGAUAUGGAUUAUAGAUAAGGGUUUCGGGUGGUGAGAUGCAGAGAACGCUAUGUCUGACACUCAGAUGAGUGUGAUUCACACAUACGUUUCUUUGUCAUUCAGCAGCUCAGCUGUAGGUGAAUUGGGGACUGUAUAACUAACUGUCAGUUCCAAGCCUUCAGCCAUCCAGAGCUGGCUCUUGAUCUACACCCAAACUCCAGAGUAACUCAAAUACUGGACCCUAUUGCCAUGUACUGCACUUAGACUAUUGGACUCAAGUGGGCUUUAGAUAUGAUAAGUCUUCAUACGGCACCAGAAUCAAAAGCGCAACCUCUGUAAAUAAUAAUGUAACUAAUACAACUAAAUUGGACUUUUUUGUAAAUAAUUGAUGGAAUCUUAAACUAUGCUUUGCCUGUAGUUUAUGCAGUGUUCACUAGUUGUUUGAAUUAAUCUGCCAAGAUAAAUGGUUAAUGCAUGAGAGAUUGUACUAUUUUAAUAAAUAAUUCCAUAUCGUUUUCUGACUGUAUGCAUACUGUGGUCAUCUUAUAGGUACUCACUGUGGAAUAUCAAAUGUAAUGUUUGCAUUAGUUUGAAUUAGUGAUCCGCUGUCAUCAUUUUCAAAGAAAAGGGAGAUACGCAGCACAUUGCUGCCACCUGCUGUUUUGAAAUAGAAAACAGUAAAAAAAAAAAAAGCCAUUUAAAGAUGUGGACCUGAGAUUUAUUGUUUUGAUGUUUUUGCUGAAAAGGUCAUGAGAGCUUAAUUUCUGGUUACUUAUAGAUCACUAGUGCACAAUUAUUACAUCUAACAUUUUCAGCAUCAUACUCUAUGUACAGUUGAUUAAUGUCAAACUACCACAAAAGUGUUGAGAAUGUUGUGGUAUGUAACUUCUAUUCUCCCAUUUAUUGAAUUGUGAAUUGUGAAUAUAUCAUUUUUUAGGAUUUGUCAGUUUUUUAUCGUUUGUGCUUAAAUUGCCCAAAUAUUGCUUAGAUUGACUGUAAACUUAAAUGGAAAUAAACUGAAUAGAACAUAAAGUAGUAUGUAUAAUGAAAAACAU